This is a messenger RNA of Urocitellus parryii (Arctic ground squirrel), 2903 nucleotides long. NCBI's taxonomy places the organism in Eukaryota, Metazoa, Chordata, Mammalia, Rodentia, Sciuridae. The record is from RefSeq and is a predicted model, not a curated record.
AAUGAAUAACUUUCACAUAUGCAGGAUUUUCAGCUUCAGCAAGUAGAUUCUCAUGGAGAACAGUUAUUGAAGAGAGGGUCCAUUUGGUGGAGUGUAAUGCAAAAAGAAUGAAUCAAGAUAAAACUUCUAGAUGCAAGUACCAGAAAAAUUACAACACAUCCCAGUGAAUUUGCAAGUGGAUUGUCUUUCCUUGUGGGUUAGCAGGCAGUUAUAGGACUGCAAAAUGGGUCUCCGGAUUCACUUUGUUGUUGACCCACAUGGUUGGUGCUGCAUGGGUUUGAUUGUCUUUGUCUGGUUAUACAAUAUUGUUUUAAUUCCCAAAAUUGUCCUCUUUCCUCACUAUGAAGAAGGACAUAUUCCAGGCAUAGUAAUAAUAAUAUUUUAUGGCAUUGCCAUAUUUUGUCUGGUCGCCUUAGUGAGGGCCUCAAUAACUGACCCAGGAAGACUCCCAGAGAACCCUAAGAUCCCACAUGGAGAAAGGGAGUUCUGGGAAUUAUGUAACAAGUGUAAUUUGUUGAGACCAAAGCGUUCCCAUCAUUGCAGCCGCUGUGGCCACUGUGUGAGAAGAAUGGAUCAUCACUGUCCAUGGAUUAACAAUUGUGUUGGUGAAGAUAAUCAUUGGCUUUUUCUACAGUUGUGUUUCUACACUGAACUUCUUACUUGCUACGCACUGAUGUUUUCUUUCUGCCACUAUUAUUAUUUUCUUCCAGUAAAAAAGCGUAAUUUGGACCUCUUUGUUGUUAGACAUGAAUUGGCCAUAAUGAGACUAGCUGCCUUUAUGGGUAUUACUAUGUUAGUUGGAAUAACUGGACUCUUUUAUACACAACUAAUUGGUAUUAUCACAGAUACAACAUCUAUUGAAAAGAUGUCAAACUGUUGCGAAGAGAUAUCSAGGCCCCGAAAGCCAUGGCAGCAGACCUUCUCAGAAGUUUUUGGCACUCGUUGGAAGAUCCUGUGGUUCAUUCCUUUCAGGCAGAGGCAACCACUGCGCGUUCCCUACCACUUUGCCAAUCACGUCUAAACAGAUGGAUGGUGGGCACAGAUGGGUCCUCCAUGCUGGAAAUGCGUUACAGGUUUUAUGAUAAUAGAACUAUGACAGUCUUCAAGUCAAUUAAAAUCCACCCACCAAUCUUAGGCAUCAUAAUGUGCCCCAGGCUUUAUUUUAAUAGUGAUCUUGAUCCUGUUGUGGGACUAAUACAAGAUCUAUAUUUAAGUUUUAAAGCAUGUUUACUUUCAAAUUAGCUUUCCACAGAGAUUUCUAUAAAUGCUUUUGUUAUUAAACUCAAAAGGCAGCGAUUAGGAUGAAAUAAUUGUACAUAAGUUCCUUUUAGUACUGACUGUGUUACAGAUUUUAAUUUAUGGGAAAUUUCAGAUGUUUAUUUAAAUUUUCACCUUUAAGCAGUACUAAUGAAAUCUGAAUUUAAUUAUUCAGAUUUUACAAAACUUGAUAUAUACCUUCUUAUAUGUAAAUUUCCUUUUUCAAAUACAAGUUAAAAUACUUAAUACUUCUUUUUAUAUGUGCUGCAAGUUUUUUUUUUUUAAUGCAGUGUAGAAGUGAAUAACAACAAAGGGCAGUGUUUUCUUAGGAGUUGCUUCCUAAUGUUUUCUCUUUUUCUCCUCCCCAGAACCAAAAUAAAACACCACAAAAGUAAAACACCAGCUACCUACCUUAUAAUAAAGAAAAGGUUGAUUUUUUUCCACAUUAAUUUUCUGUAUUUUUUCCCUUUACUGUUGUAAUUAUUGAUUGUUUUUAGGAUAUUUGCUUCCAAGAGAAAUUUGUGACCAGUGGGCAUACAUUCCUAUUUACCCUAAAAUUUUAAUGAGGAAAGGGUAGAAAAUUUGCAAUAAUUCCAGUUACUUUUCUAGUGCAAUUAUAUUAGAAUGCAUAUGUUUUUAAAAUGCCAGUAUAACUAGAUACUAUAUAAUGUACAGUGUAAAGAAGAGUAUUGUGCUUUUAAAAAUAUAUAUCCUUUUUACUUUUAUUUAUCUACUAGUGAAUCUAAAAUUAUUCAUUGGACAUUUAUGUAAUAGAUAGUGGCCAACUCAUUGAAAUUUUAUUUAUAAGAAGGUACUAGUAAAAGUAAGUUAUUAACUUUCAUGUACCUAUAAUCACCUAAAUUGAAAUUAAAUUUUCAUUGGCCAGCUACAAUUUGUAUUUCUAAACACCUUUUAUCAGUAGCUGUUAGGAAAUGACCUUAAAAUAAUAACAUAGAAUAAUCUAUAUUUAUCAUUAGCAUUAUACAAAUUUAAGUUGCUAAUAGUGAUUGGAAAGCACAGAACAUUUGGGUAAAAAGUCAUUUAGUGUGCUUUGAAGUAAAUUCAGAUUUUAAUUUUUUUUUCCAUUGGAAUACUGCAAAAUCCAUGCUUUUUAAAAAAAUUUAUGUACUUACAUUUACUUGAAGAGAAUAUUGAAAUUGUCUACUAUUCUUGGACCAUAUUAAUAUUUUUCUUUGGUUACUUUGGAAAGAAAAAAAUCACACCUGGGAACUAAUGAAACAGAAGGUGACCAUUGUCAGCCAAUUAGCUAUACUAUGGCUAGUUCAUUCAGAAAUUGUAAAUAUCUUAUAAAAUAUCCUAAAAUAAUAGAAUUAACUCUCCUCAAAAAUAAUAACAUGUUUUUAUGUUUUAAUUAUAAUGUGUUAAUAUUUUAAAACUUAGAAGUGGCAGAUGAAGGUAUUUAUUGGUGCUAAUYAGAAGCAUAGUAAAUGUAAUAUAAGAAAUAUAUUUAUAAAAAUUAGUAUGUGUGUUAAGCAGUUGGAUUGAAUUUUGUGCAAGCUAACUGACCAAAUUUGACGUUGUGGCCCAACUAUUAAAAGGAAGUAUUGUAGCUAUUAUGUAGGUAGAUAUCAGUUGAAUACUUUAUAUUGUAUAUAUUCCUUUUACAAAAAGACUUUGAGAAAACA